AUGACUGAACCCCCCGACGAUGAAAGAACAGCACGAGAGGAUGGAAGCGUCAAUGGACAUUCUCGCGGCUCUUUGAUUACCGCCGCCGCCAAAACUGCGACUACUCUACUUCCGCAGUCCAUUGCCUCAGUCGUUUCUCUUUUCGCGCACUCAACUUCUCUUUCUCUACGCAUUGGGACUUACCUUGGCGGUGCUGCGCUCGGUGGCGCUAGAGUGACCACCCUGACAGGCUUGGAACUGAGCAGGGUUGUGGUGGAAGCUAUAUUAACGCGGGCUGGUCAUGAUGUUGCUGACCACAGCCAUGGAGAGUAUGGCAGGAUAGAAGCCGAGACCAUGCUCGAGCGUAGCUUGGCAGCUUUGCAUUCAACUGUGACGUCUACUUCCUUUUUUGCAUCCGCAGGUUUCCACUUGUCUAAAGUCGCACUUUUUUCACUAUCCAACUUGUCUCAGAAUCUUCUAUACACCCUGGAUGCAAUACUAGGCUCGACAGAAUCGUCACGGGCUAUUGCAGCGAUUGUCACUCUUAUUCGAAGAGAAUUCUCUAAGAAGGAUAAGGAGGAGGAUAGCGAUGUAGUCGGCGUUGGGGAUUUGCUCGUAGGAUCGAUAGGAUUCGCUUUGUUGCAACGCUGGGGUCAACUGAAUACAGAGAAACACCUGCGUCAGUCAGAAGGCGAGGUUACAAUAUGGGAUGUUGUCAUUCUGGAUAAUGGCAUGAGAGCAGACGUCAUUGGAACCCAGACCACUGAAUAUGCGCAAGAUAUGUCGGACGAUAUCGACGGUUCAUCUCGACCGGCGUCAAUCUUGGAUCACACUGGAGAACAGAGUGCAUUUGGUGCAUUGGAACAUGCUUACAAUCAAGACGAACAACCCUCACAUUCAUGGAAUAUAGCACCUGCUGACAUCCACAAUCAAUUAUCGGAUGAAGACCUCAAGCAUUAUAUCAUGCGACAGAUACCUAAUGGCAGUCGUGCUUCGAUCAGAACGGACUUGGUUACAGCACGUACUCUCACGGUGGAUAUAUUUGACGAUGACACUGCAGAGCUUGCUGCUCCUCCAGGGACAAUAAUGGUUGAGGAAAGGUUCCACCAUGGCCAAGCCUCACCGGAUACUAAACGCCUCCCCAGGCAUACUGUCGUGUUUAGAACUGCCUUCAAUGAGUCGCAAAGCACGGAUUUGCGAGCAGAAAAAUUUGAAAGCCAACCGACCUCGCUCUUGGAGUCUCACGAUCAUAGAGAAGCUACACAUGUUUCCAAUGACACUACUAUUGAUGCCACUACGGGCAAGAUUCAAAAGGAUAUUGAGUUGAAAAGAGACGUAACAAAACACAAAGUAUCACCAUCAGGUACCACGGCUGAAAAUAUUGCGAACGAAGGACGUAAAAGACCGCGCCGUGUCACGAGUUCAUCAUCACUGAGUGGUUCCGAUGCUCCUCGCAGCUCGUUUGGGAAGGCGUCACUCUCAAAGAUUACACAGAAAGUGAAGGCUGGUCCAAGUGAGAAGUCAGCACCUAAGAGUAAGAAUGUGGCCAAAAGAGCACCGGGAAAAUUCAAUGGCACUGGUUCCUCAACAUUGCCUAAGAUUAUUAAAAACCAAGAUAACGAAGAUCGGAAAAGGGAUGCAAGUAUCACAUCAGACAAUCGGAAUUCACGCUCGAACAAAAAUCGUUUGUAUGCGCCUACAAUGGCAAGUAUUAACCGAUCGCUUCCACCACUUCCGGCAAAUGAGCAUUCUAGAUAUCGUUCAACACCUUCACCGACAAAGGGUAGAAUUUCCCAGCUAAACCGACCUUCUUCCGGGACAAGCCGAUUGCCUGUUCCUAUCCCUGAUGAAGACACUGGUUCCUUUGUAGCCCACACUGACUCUUACUCAAUUCAUUCUUUUGAAAGCCGCCCUGGGUCUGCUUCUUAUUCUCGAACUCAUUAUCGAAGUAGCAGCUCACUUUCCCGGACUCCUUCAGAUGAUAUUAAGAAAUCUUUGACUCCUGACGCGCCACCGGGAUCUGCUCAAUCUCAUCGGCGGUCACGGUCAUUCGUACCUAGCAUUUACUCUAUGGCCACUAGCUCCGAGACAUCUCUUAUACUUGCUCCUCGGCCUAGGAAAAGUGUCUAUGAGGAUCAAUCCACAAUUGUCGGCCUCAACCGCAACGGUCUGGUGCCAGGAAUCUUCCCGCACAAUCAUUUAGUUAAGAAUAUCCGUCGCUUUUGCCGUUUCUCAUCUGCAUCGUAUGGCUCGAAUGCACUGAAAGCCAUGGGAGUACCACACGAACAGAAGACAAUUUCAUAUCAUGAUCCAGAAAACCAUGAGCACAGUUCUUUUUCCAACAUGACUGGGCUCCCGCAAUCCACCAUUCUUCUGUCAUCUUACGUGGACCCUGCCGGCGGCACCAACUCCGCUGGAGAGCUCGAUAGCGGAUUCCCUCUUGUGCAUUACCUCUUCCUCGAUCACGAGUCAAAAGCAGUGGUGCUUGCCCUGCGUGGAACAUGGGGAUUCGAGGAUAUCUUAACAGACAUGACAUGCGACUACGACGAUCUUGAAUGGCAAGGGAAAAACUGGAAAGUGCAUAAAGGCAUGCAGGCGUCAGCAAAACGGCUUCUAGAGGGCGGUGGUGGAAGAGUCAUGGCGACAAUCAAAGCAGCUCUCGAAGAAUUCCCGGACUAUGGUGUAAUAUUCUGUGGCCACUCACUUGGCGGUGGUGUGGCUGCUCUUCUUGCAACAAUGAUAUCGCAGCCAAAUGCUGAUACCUUAGGACCUUCUUUCGUGACGGCAUCAGCCCUUCAAGCAACACGACCGCUUCUACUGACAGCAAGUCAUCAGCAGGAAGCCGCAAGGACUUUUACGUUACCGACUAACAGACCUAUUCAUGUAUACGCAUUUGGUCCGGCGGCAUGUAUGUCACCGUUUCUUCGACGAGCUACACGGGGUCUUGUCACUACAGUGGUUAAUGGGGAAGACGUUGUUCCAAGUUUAUCUCUAGGAACCCUCCACGACCUUCGGGCUGUGGCUCUAUCAUUCAAAAGGGACACGACGGACUCAAAGACACACAUUCGUUCCCGUGUCUGGGAGAGUCUGAGACAGAGCAUCUUGAACAAAUUCUACGUGAACCAGCCUCCAAUACCAAUGGAUGCUGGCGAGGGUCUUGGCGAGGACACCUGGGCGUGGUCUACCCUUCAAAGCUUGCGCGAGGAAAUGAUAGCUCCAAAACUUCUCCCGCCAGGUGAAGUCUUUGUAGUCGAUACUAUGCGUGUCUUGCAACGCAAUGCAUUCACGUCCUCGACAGCUGCAGCUGGAACUGGAGCAUUGAACUAUUUCAAUCCUGACCACGACCAUCGCCCUCAAUUGGGCAGGCCUGCGACAAGGGUUCAGCUUAAAUUCAUUCGCAAUGUCGAAUCGUAUUUUGGCGAAAUGAAAUUCAGUUCUGGUAUGCUCGGGGAUCACAAUCCGGUACGCUACGAGGCGAGUCUGGCGGCUUUAUCUCGAGGAAUUAUUGACUAA
Messenger RNA from Talaromyces atroroseus, 3492 nucleotides. RefSeq lists its product as hypothetical. Gene Ontology annotation, biological process: lipid metabolic process. The coding region runs from base 1 to 3492 and encodes 1163 amino acids. Lineage: Eukaryota; Fungi; Ascomycota; Eurotiomycetes; Eurotiales; Trichocomaceae. The record is from RefSeq and is a predicted model, not a curated record. The transcript is spliced from 2 exons.